This is a messenger RNA of Helianthus annuus (common sunflower), 2732 nucleotides long. RefSeq lists its product as uncharacterized. The record is from RefSeq and is a predicted model, not a curated record. The coding region runs from base 165 to 2483 and encodes 772 amino acids. NCBI's taxonomy places the organism in Eukaryota, Viridiplantae, Streptophyta, Magnoliopsida, Asterales, Asteraceae. The transcript is spliced from 2 exons.
UCUAUUUAUAUGGUUUGAAAAACACCAACUAAUAAUCAAGGCUUUCUCAAGAGAAUCCAAUCCUAAACUGUUGAUUACUUACACCAUCUUGAAUUCCUUGACCAAACUUCAAUUUCUCUCUUUCAAAUCAUUACUUUCUUUCCCUGGGAGCUAGGCACAUAGUAAUGGCUUUCAACUCAACAAAAGAGUUUUCCGAUAUUAUGCAUGAACUCUUAGCUAAGUGUGAUAUUACAACAGAUUUAAUGUCUAAGUUGUAUACUAAGCUAAGUUCUUUUUACAGAUUAGAACUGAAAUUAAAUCUGGAAGAGGAGUACGGCAAACCAAUGUUAUGGAUUGGGCUGUACAUCACUUUGGCAUCACUGUGUUGCAUCCUUCUAAUGUUGGCUGAUUUAUUACAUGGUUUAAGAAGCAGAAAGCUAUGGUUUCCCUGUAAAUACUUUACUAUUAAUGGAUUUACUCUCACUGUGAUAGCUGCUGCAAUGAAGUUACCCGUGAAUCUUAGUGGUUCCUUGCCUGGUGUUGUGGACCAAGUGGCAAAGCUCGGAAGCAUGGCCUUUAUGUGCACCAUGAUGGCUAACUUAUUGCCUUGUUUAGCAACCAUGGACAACAAUGAGCUUUUGACAAACAUUACAGCUUUGGGUGUUUUGGUAAUCAACUUGGUCGGCAAUGUCGUCUUUCAAAUACAAACUGGUGCUGUUGGAUCUAAUGCAGAUGCUAAGUAUUUUGGUCGAAUUCUAAGUAACUUAUCUUGGUUGAAUUCAAUUUAUGUGACUUUGUUACUUGUGUUGUUGAUAAUACAUGUAUCUUCAUCUAUAGCAAUUCUAAAAUCCAAACAGAUUAUAGAAUCGAAAUACCAACAAGGUCAUGAAACAGCUUCAAAAGACCUUCAACAAUCAACUGGAAAAUUAUUAACCGUUGAGAAGCUACAGCAGCUUGCGAGCAGCUAUUGGAUCAUGGCAGGAAGUGGCAGCCCCCAAUUCAUCAUGGCUUGCUCGGCGACAACCACUACUUCUGGCGUAAUAUGUGCUUUAUCCACCAUCUUACACACUUUUACUGUGUCUUGGUUUAUUUCUGGUUUGUUGGAAACGGAAAGUGAUUCAGAUUAUAAGUGGUCAAUCUCACUAAUUCUCAUAGUACAAUUUGUCGGGGUUGUAGUUGGUACAAUUGCACCACUUUCAAGAUGUUUUGCAACCUUAAGCUUCAAGGUGUCCAUCAAGAGCAUUUGGAAUCAUAUUAAGGUCUUUAAAGUAGAGAAAUACUGGACUCAUAAGUUAUAUGACUGGAAAUAUGGUAUCAUUCCAUCCCCAUUUCGUAGCUGCAAACGCAAACUCAAGGUGAUCAUCAAGAAUCUAAAAGGCCUAAUUCUCAUGUUUUCUAUAAAAAUUCAGGAGGGAGUUGUGGUACUAUGCAAGAUAAUUGCGUUGAUCCCCUUUUGCUUUAUGAUAUGUGUCCUGUAUUGUUUGCGUUUUUUGAAGUGGUCAUUACAGGCCAUUUUUCGUUCAUGGGAAAAACUGCCUCAGAACUUGGAACAACGCAAAUAUGUUUUGCAACUUGAAGUUGAAAAUGAGCUAGCUGACAGAACCUUGGAAGGUCUUUUGAAAACUUUUAACCGACUGAUCCAAAAGAGUGAAAAGAAGCAACCCAAAAGUCUCAUGACGCUAAUUGAAGAAAAUUCCACAGAAGGUUUUCAAGGAGUUAAGAUCUUCAACAAGGACGGUCCUCAUGUUCAGUGUUCCCCAUCCAAAGUAGAAUAUCGAGAUUGCUGGAGCUUACCGGUGGUAACCCUAACAACCAUUGCCGUUACUCUUCCUAACAUCGAAAAGGAGAAAGUUAAAAGCUUGUUAAAAAGCGUGAGGGAAGGGCUUGAGUACGUCACACUUGUAGAAGAAACCCUCAAUGCUACUGAUGAUCACUAUAAAAGUAUUCAAAAGGCCUCUAAAGUCUUGUGGGAAGAGGUUGAUUUCCGCCACAGAUGGUUAGGAAUCAAGUUGAAAAAAAUUGCUUCUCAAGUGAAAAAAGAUGGUGCCCAAGUAGAUACAAAUCUGCUAAUUGUUCAAUUGUUCUUGAAGAAAGCUACAUCCAAGAUCGAGGAAGGGAGGGGAAGGACGGAUAUUGAAGGCCCGGAUGGUUAUUCCGAACACAUAUCUAUUUGUGCCUACUCAAUGUGCCGUAUCACUGAAACAAUCAUUGAUGACACGGAAAGCCACAAGAAGCUAUUUGAUGAAUUAUCCUCAAGGAUCGCUGACAUAAUGGCGGCAUGUCUCACCAACCUACCCCAUGUCAUUGCAAUGAAAUGCCACACUAGUGUGAUAGAGAAAAGGGAGGCAAGUGUCCAAGUUGCAACUAAACUGCUAGGUGAGACUAAGCACAUAGUCAACACACUUCAAGGCCCCCUUCAAGACAAAUGGCAUGCUUAUUUAAGUAUGAAUCCAGAAGACUUGGCGUUUAUUGACAAAUGGCAUGCUUAUUCAAGUGAACCUUGAAUCACAUCCGUUCUUCAAUUAAUGAACUACCUUUACUCCUCAAAGCAAAUCCGAUGGGAUCAAGAUUGAACUAAUAGUUUGGCGAACCAGCGUGUGAACCAGUGUUUGAAGCUACCUUUAGUUUCUAAACUUUGUAACAAGUUAUUAUAGCGAAGUCCUUUGUUGUAAUAACUGGUACCUUUUCCUAGUUUACUUGUAAGAUAUAUGUUGCUUGUUGAAUGUAUUUGAUAUUUGGUAUGGUUUGAGAAA